This is a messenger RNA of Paramecium tetraurelia, 2712 nucleotides long. RefSeq lists its product as uncharacterized. Lineage: Eukaryota; Ciliophora; Oligohymenophorea; Peniculida; Parameciidae. The record is from RefSeq and is a predicted model, not a curated record. The transcript has 6 exons. Gene Ontology annotation, biological process: protein polyubiquitination. Gene Ontology annotation, molecular function: ubiquitin protein ligase activity.
AUGUAAGGUAUUAUGAAAACCAAUACUAUAAUAUCAAUUAAAGAAACCAAAAAGUAUGCAAACAUCUUAAUUUACAAGCCUGGACCUAUUAAUUCUGAUUUAAAAUCUGAUGAAGUUUUCUUAUUCAACUAUCCAAAUAAUCACUCCUUUAAUUAGAAAAUAGUAAAAUUAGACCCAGAAGAUUAUGUUUUAGUAAACCAUACAAAUAUUUAAUAGGUUGGGAGCGAUUUGAUGAAUAUGUGGCAUUUAGAAUUUGGAUCUGAAUUAACAAUUUUUAGACAGAUAACUUUUGAUGAAAAUUCUAAACCAAUUACAAAUGUAAAUCUACUUAGAUAAGACAUCUAUAUGAAAAUUUAAAAUUCUACUCGAGGUACCAUCUAAGUAGAUGAGAAAUGUUUGAUAAAAUAAUGGAUAAUGUUGAUAAAAUCAGCAUUGAAAAGCGAGUUUUAAUUGAAUUGCGAAAACAUUAGACUAUGGAAGCAUAAACAUUUUCCCGCUAAUUAAGCUAUAAAACAAUUAGAAUAGCAUAAUGGUAAAUUCCAUGGAUAGAUAUUGGAUGAAAAUUAAAGUGUAGGGUAUUAUAAGGCUGAUUUAAUAAUUAUCGACAUUCAAUUAAAUGGAAAGUGGCAAUUUGAACUAUUAGAUUUGAAAACUGCUAGUUUGGAAGAAUUCAAACAUGUUUUUAAUAAAGCAUAUAAGGGAUGUGGAAAAUUUUAUUGUGAUAAAAAUUAUUGUAACAGCAAUCCAGUCUUUAAUCAAUUGCAGUUUGAAAAGGCCAGUUUACAAUAAUUUCUUAUUGAAUCCUUCAAAGAAGACAGCAUAGAUUGGAGUGAAGUUUGUUGGAAUUCUGAUUAUGAAUUAAAGCCUAUCUAAUAAAUAGAGGAAGAUAUUAUAUAGUAGAUAAGCAAAGUUUCAAUUUAUCCAAAUAGUUUUGGAGGUUCCUUUGUUUAGGAUUUUAAUGGUUCUUAUGAAUCAAUCCUUUCUCAUAAUAACCAUCCUAGAUUGAAUACGACUGUGAUAAACGAAAUAAAUAAGGUCAUCGAUUUCAACGUUUUGAAGGGUUGGAUCAACAAUCUAUAUAAAACUAAAGAGAGCAGUCCGUUUAAAUUGAGAUCAAUAUUCAUCAUUCUACACUUUGAUUGUUUUACAUAGAUAAUACCAGAAAAGUCAAACAGUUUCUUAGAAUUUGUAUUCAAUUUGGACAUAUAGAGUAAGAAUCAAUUAUCCUAAUAUUUGACCCAUCUUCCAAAUCAGCAAUUUUAAAAUAUUAUUGAAGCCUUAAUUAAGAAUUUGAUAUUGUUUAUUAAGUACUAGUAAUAACUGCCAAUUUAAUUGUUGCUUAAGGCUGACAUCCGUUAUUUAAUGUAGCAACUUGAACUGUUACAAAUAUUUUACAAAUCGAAUGAAAAGGUGAAAAGGAUUAUUAAUGAGAAAUUCAUUAUUAAGGAGAUUACUAAACUAUAUCCAAGACAAGCAGAAUUGUUGGAAUUCAAAUAAUUUGCUUGUUUGAAUAACAAAUCCCUUGAGAAUUAUUACUUUACGUUUUGUCUAUAUCCCUGGAUAAUUCCGAUUGAAUUUAAAUACCAAAUUUUAACUAUGGAUUCAAAUAUAAAUCAAAGGAACUAGGGUGAUUUUAUAUGGCAAUAGAUAGGACUUGCACCCUCUUUAAAAUUGUUGAUAGACAGAAAUGAUAUUGUAAACAGUGCAUUAGAGUAACUGUCAAGAAAAGGAAUAAAUCUAAAAUCUAAAUUAUCCAUAGUAUUCAAGGGAGAAUAAGGAAUAGAUUAAGGGGGUUUAACAAGGGAAUUUUUCUCUAUAUUGACUCAGAAGCUAUUCGAUGUUUAAUUUACAAUGUUUGUCACAAGAAAUAAUAAUACAGUACUAUGGUUCAAUAAACAUCAUAUGGAGAUGCCAAUAAAGUAUGAAUUAAUAGGGAUGUUACUAGGAUUGGCUCUUUACAAUUAAGUUCUGCUGGAUGUAAGUUUCCCAUAGUUGGUGUUCAAGAAGUUGAUGAAUGAAACAGUGCAAUUUGAGGAUCUCAAGGAGUUAGAUUUGGACACUUACAAGGCAUUGAAUCUAUUGAGUUAGUAUGAAAAGGAUGACAUAGAGCAAGCGUUUGCGUUCAAUUUCUCAAUUACUGAAUACGAUAAUUGGGGAUAGCCCUUGCAAGUUGAUUUGAUAUAAAACGGGUCAUAAAUCAUGGUCACACAGAAGAACAAGGAGUAGUACAUUAAAUUAUGCACUGAAUAUUACUUGAAUUAAUCAAUUCAAAAGGAGUUCCAAAGAUUUCAUGCAGGAUUUUGGAAAGUGGUGGAUGGAAAUGGUAUUAAGUUGUUGACAGGUGCCGAGUUGUAAACCAUGAUAUUGGGAUAAAAAGAUUUGAACAUGUACGAAUUGGAAGAGUCUACAAAGUAUGAUGGAUUUGAUAAGAAUUCUGAAUAUAUCAGAACUUUCUGGGCAUAUAUUCAUUCUUUGGAUGAAUAAUAGAAGAAGAGGUUUCUAUUCUUCUGCACAGGAUCAGAUAGAGUUCCAGUGGGAGGAUUAAAGUCAUUGAAGUUCGUUAUUUAAAAGCAUGGUGAAAACACUGAAUAAUUGCCAUCAGCACAUACAUGUUUCAAUGUGUUUUUGUUGCCUUAGUAUGAUUGUUUAAACAAGAUGAUGGAGAAGUUGAACAUUGCCCUUGAAAAUAGCGAAGGAUUUGGACUCAUGUGA